GUGGGACGGACAGUUACACAUAUAAUCAACCUGCUCACAGACGAAACACGCCUCAGUGAUGCUGACAAGUUGAAUUCUACCAAUAUCAACCAAGUUGAAUUAUAUUUCCGAGACAGCAGGUUCGUUUACCCCGGAAGCUAACAGGAGAAUAUUUUGAUGUCAUCUAGACGUGGUGACAUCGCCUAGUCGGAGGGAUCGAACACAUGGCAAGAUGGAAGACGGGAGGAAAAGUUUGACUUUCCAAAUGCAAAUAGGUCUUACUCGAGACCAAAUAAAUGUGGAUGGGGAAUUGACUUUAGCGAGCUUGAAAGACAUCGCUUGUUCGUUUGUGGAUAGAAAGUUUCCAGAGCACGGAUUUUAUGGCCUAGUGGACAAGAUUCUUCUAUUCCGCCAUGAUGUCAGUAGUGCCAAUGUUCUCCAAAUGAUCAACUCACCAGCCGACGUUAAGGAAGGAUGUUUGGUGGAGGUUGUCUUAUCUGCCCAGACCACUAUGGAGGACCUACAGAUCCGACCUCACCUACUGUUUGUGCACUCUUACAAGUCACCACACUUCUGUGACUUUUGUGGGGAGAUGCUCUUUGGACUUGUUAAACAAGGCCUCAAAUGUGAAGGAUGUGGCUUGAACUUCCAUAAACGUUGUGCCUUCAAGAUUCCCAACAAUUGCUCAUAUGAUCGCCAGCGACGCCCAUCAACUAGCAGCUUGUCAUACUCUAUGAGAGAAAAAGUUGACAUGAACACAAUGCCAGAUGGAGGAAGUCAGACUCUAGCUGUACCAAAUCAACAGUCACUCCCCCUGGUGGGAGAACCACGCAGCAGUCGCUCUAAGUCACUUGGUGGGCGACCAAUCUGGAUGGAACGAGAAUUGUAUGGGCGCAUAAAACUCAAAGUGCCUCACACAUUUAACGUUCACAACUACACGCGUCCCACCAUCUGUCAGUGGUGUCGACGGUUACUAAAGGGACUAUUCAGGCAGGGUCUACAGUGUAAAGAUUGUAAGUUUAACUGUCACAAGAAGUGUGCCCAGUAUGUCCCUAAAGAUUGCACUGGAGAGAUGUUACAGUAUGAUGGGGCCCCGGAACCCAGUGAGAUGGGAGACACAAAUAGCACUAUUGAUACAGACAACACAGAUGCCCUAUCAUUCUCAUAUGAGGAAGGAUCACCACCAGAGGAGGAAGAGGAAUCAGACCCAAAACCUCCGCUCAGCCCAACUGGUAGUAACAUUCCACUUCAGAGAAUUGUGCAAUCAAUUAAACACACAAAAAGGACUGGGUCCAAAAUCAUCAAGGAAGGAUGGAUGGUCCAUUACUCCGACAGAAACCCCCAGAGAAAAAGGCAUUAUUGGAAGUUAGACUCCAAGUCAAUCACUCUUUACCAGUCAGAAAAUACCAGUAAAUACUACAAGGAAAUACAAUUAGCUGACAUAUUAUGCAUAGAGCAAGCCAAGGUGAAACAACAGGUGGACAUGUCCAGGGCACCCAAUGUGUUUGAGAUUCGUCUUCAGUCUGCCACCUAUUUUGUUGGGGAGGAUCCCACUUUCAAUGGACGGGAGGGUAAUAUUGUUGUGUCGUCUGAAAGUGGAAGUGGACUGGAGCAGGCCCGUUAUUGGGAACACGCCAUUCGUCAGGCCCUCAUGCCAGUUACUCCAACAACCAGUGUGGUAGGAGAGAAACAAGGUCAGCAGGGUUCAGGAACUGAUGAACAACAGUAUUUUGUUGUUCAGGAUAUUAGCCAGCUGUACCAGAUCUAUCCGGAUGAUGUACUAGGAUCAGGACAGUUUGGUAUUGUUUAUGGAGGGAAACAUAGGAAAACAAACAGAGAAGUGGCAAUCAAAGUGAUAGAUAAAUUAAGAUUUCCCACGAAACAGGAGGCUCAACUCAAAAAUGAAGUAUCAAUUUUACAGAACUUACAUCAUCCAGGAGUUGUAAACUUAGAGAAGAUGUUUGAAACUCCUGAACGGAUAUUUGUUGUGAUGGAAAAGCAGAAGGGUGAUAUGUUAGAAAUGAUUCUAUCUAGUCCAAAAGGUCGACUCAGUGAAAGGGUGACCAAAUACCUUAUAUCUCAGAUUCUGGUUGCUCUUAAGCAUCUACACUCUAAACAUAUAGUACACUGUGAUCUGAAGCCUGAGAAUGUUCUGUUAUCAUCAGAGACAGCCUUCCCUCAGGUGAAAUUAUGUGAUUUUGGUUUUGCACGUAUCAUUGGUGAAAAGUCUUUCCGUAGAUCUGUGGUAGGCACCCCAGCUUACCUUGCUCCAGAGGUGCUCAAGAGUAAAGGCUACAAUCGGUCUCUAGAUAUGUGGUCAGUAGGAGUGGUCAUCUAUGUUAGUAUUAGUGGAACAUUCCCUUUUAAUGAGGAUGAGGAAGUCAGUGAUCAGAUACAGAAUGCCUCCUUCAUGUAUCCUCCUAACCCCUGGAAGGACAUAUCGCAAGAAGCUAUAGACCUCAUCACAAACCUCCUCCAGGUCAAAAUGAGAAAACGAUUCAGUGUGGAAAAAUCUCUCGUUCAUCUCUGGCUCCAGGAUUACCAGACUUGGUGUGACCUACGCAAGUUGGAGGAAAUGGUCGGCCAGCGAUACCUCACACAUGAGUCUGACGACGACAGAUGGGAACAGUACAGAAAGGAGCGCUCCCUAAAAUCUUGGAAAGACAUUGGGAUGAAAGGUGUGAAUGAGACGUAUAAUCUGAGUAAAUCUCGCAGUGAACGUGUCAGUACUGGUGGUGCCUCCUGAUGUGUCGUCACUUUGAUAUUGUAAUCCCACUCCUUCCAGCCCCCACUGGGCCAUGCCCACUCGGUUACUCGUCUGACCACGCCCACUUGGCCAAGCCUAUGACCACGACAACCACAGCAUUUACUCCAUCCAGAAACCUUGUCCUGUUUUCUAAAUUCAUUUGUGAUGCUAUUUUUUCUCCUUUGUACGGAAUUUGUCUUUCUAUUUGCAUGCACAUGCAAUGAAAUACCCACCGAAGAUUAUGUAAUCAAAAGUCAAUCUGUUACUGUUGUUCUUUCACUAUGUAAAUGUAAUGGCAAUUUGAAUGUUUCGUCUUCUAUACAGAUAUAUGGACAAUGACAUAUUUCCUUUGACUAUUAUUUUAGGACUUAAUAAAUCAAAAUUUAUUUAAGAUAUUGAAAGUAUGGUGAAUAUUUGUUCACAGAAGUUGACAACAAACUUGUUUACAGAAGUGAACAGCAAGCCCUGUUGACAACAAACUCUGUUAUUAAAUGUUGACAACAAGCCUCAAUAGCCAUGAUACUGACAUUAUGACUGCCAUGAUGUGCAGUCUUGCAUGAGCUUCAGACCACUUUCUUUUAGAAUGUGGGUCCAAGACACACUGAUGGCAGGGGAUAAUGUGAUUUUUCCAUGUGUUUUUUUUUCCAACACUGAAAACAUUUGCUCCCAUAGUGGCAUGAUAAUGAAUGCUCUACAGAGCUUAUGUUGAUUGUUGAACAAUGCAAAAUAAGGGUUCAUUUCCUUUCCAAGCUCUGUUAGUAGAU
Molecule: messenger RNA, 3489 nt
Organism: Ylistrum balloti
Lineage: Eukaryota; Metazoa; Mollusca; Bivalvia; Pectinida; Pectinidae
Product: serine/threonine-protein kinase D3-like
Exons: 21
Coding region: 212-2725 (837 amino acids)
Biological process (GO): protein phosphorylation
Molecular function (GO): ATP binding; protein serine/threonine kinase activity
Source: RefSeq, a predicted model, not a curated record